AUAACAUCCACUAAUAAGAAAUAUUUCUUAAAUUCUAAAUUUAUUUCUUUAAAAUCUUUUGAAAAUUAAUGAUUAAAUAACAAUGGAUUAAAGUUAAAGGUGAAAUUCUAUCAAAGUUGAUUUUAAUAUUUCACAAUACAUAAUUGGAUAACACUCCCAAAAUCUCCAACAUGUGAAUAUGGCACGUCAUUGGUUGUGAUAAUUUUUAUUACGGUCAAACUCUCUAGAUAUUAGGAUUUGCCUCUCUCUCUCUCUCUCUCUCUCUCUGACCAUUAUGUUUGAUUAUUUUUGAGUCAAUAUAUUAUUCUGAAUCAUCGCACUCACUCACUAAAUGAAACCCAAAUGAUUAGAACAAGUUAGACUUGCAAGAAAUCCGAUUUGUCUCUGUUCAUGAGGAACAAGAAUUGUUUGCCGCUCCAUUCUACUAUUGACGCGGAAUGCUUUAGGGAUCAGCGUGCCACUAGAUUGAUCAACUACAAGGGUAAAUUAGGUGGGAUUGAUUUGACGUAUGAUGAGGCUGAUGCCAUUGUGUUGAGUAUGUCGGUUCUAGAGGAUGUCGAGAAAGAGGAAUGGUCGAAAUAUGUCUACACUUUGCCUCACAAUGACAUUGGUGUCUACAAUGUUUUUGUCGUUGGUAUGACGGCUAGAGGUGAAAUUGUUUUGGCGGAGAAGUAUACAUCAAAACCAUUUUAUGUUUUGUACUUCAAUCCGGAAAAGAACACUCUCCAAAGUGUUGAAAUCCAAGGUGUUGGACCUAACGGUGAAGCGUUUGAGACUGAUUGUAGAGUUUACGCCUUUGUAGACCAUGUAGAGGAUCUUAGUGUUCACUCUCAUAUCGAGCAUCACAGUGAAGGCUAUGGCUAUGGAGAUGGAGAUGGAUAUGAAGAUGAAUAUGAAUAUGAUGAAGAAGAUGAGAGUUAG
This is a messenger RNA of Arabidopsis lyrata subsp. lyrata, 921 nucleotides long. RefSeq names its product F-box protein At3g57590. Bases 391 to 921 code for a protein of 176 amino acids. The record is from RefSeq and is a predicted model, not a curated record. The transcript has a single exon. Lineage: Eukaryota; Viridiplantae; Streptophyta; Magnoliopsida; Brassicales; Brassicaceae.